Molecule: messenger RNA, 3038 nt
Organism: Odontomachus brunneus
Lineage: Eukaryota; Metazoa; Arthropoda; Insecta; Hymenoptera; Formicidae
Exons: 4
Coding region: 86-2263 (725 amino acids)
Source: RefSeq, a predicted model, not a curated record
CAGUGAGUACCGUCUAAUGGUACCAAUCUAAUAAUACCAAUAUAACAGAACCAACAUAACACCGCGUGCGCAAACGAAACACCUUAUGGCGCUUUUCGUUCUAAAAGUCAGGAUCGGCUCGAAUUCGAAAUCUAAUAUCGGACGGAAGCGACUUGAAGCAGACGAAAUUCCGCCAUGCAGUAGUAGCAGCAGCAACAUGAACGUAGCCGGUGAUAUCGCGCAGCUGUCCUACAAGGAACUGCAGGCCCUGGCCUUGAGGUACCGCGUGCCGGGCAACAUCAAGAAGAAAGUUCUGGUUAAAGUGCUGCAAGCCGCCAGAAGCGGAAAUGAGGCCGAAUUCAGCCGACUGCUGCAAGAACUGAGGAAGAACCGUAAGAGGAAGACGAGGAAGCCAAAGGAUUCAAAGCUCGGGAUAACAUCCACGCCGUUGCACAGUCCCGAGUAUGUAAUGGCUGACGAUGACUAUUACUGCCAGCAACAGCAGCAGCAGCCGCAACAGCAGCCACCUUAUCAGUGGUAUUUCCCGUUGUUGCAGGUUGGCGCCGAAGAGGAGAUUAUGAGCAGGGAUGACGACAACAAGAUCCCGCAUUACGACGAGUUCAAGCAGUUCCUGCUUAAGAGAAUUCAGCGUGAGUUUCAAACGUGCGACACCAACAACAAUCAGGACUUGAGCAUCAUGGACUUGCGGACAGCGACAGGCAUAUCGCCAAAUAUGCAAGCGAUCUCUCUCGACGUGUCAAGUUAUUCCAAGGCGAAUAUCAUCAACAACGCGGACCCGCUCGCGAUGUCCAAUAUGGACAGGCCGAACUACCAGGUGCUGAAAGAGUCUGAAAGCAACUCGCAAGGUCCGUUCUUGCUGAAGAGGAUGUUACAGGCGCCGGUGGGCGCUAACUUGGGCGAGAUUGCCAGUUCGCUGUUCUGGGCCAGUAAUUUACUGGAUAAUUCCGACACUCUGACUGCUGAAUCCGAAAGCAAUGAGAACGAGGAUCAAUUGGAGGCCACCGUCAACGCCACAGAAUACUAUGGUCUACUGAAGAACGCUAAAGGAGAAUUUCUUUUGAACGAGGCGAACCUGAGGAAUGUGGACGCACUGGUGCCUCAGGGCUCUGGAGUUCUCACCAACGAGGAUCAGUACAGGUAUCCCGGCGACUUGGACAAUCGUCAGAAUUAUCAGAACUGGACCGUUACUAGUGUAAUGGAGAUGCCCGAGAACGAUCUACAGUCGUCUAAGAUGUUUCACACGAUUUACUACAACAACACGGACUCCGCCGUGGCUGCGCACGCCACGGAUAACAAUCUUCCGUAUCAGUAUCAGACCAACACCGAGACCUGCAAUGGGAGUCAGAACUUUCUUAACUUCGACACCGGCUACACGACCGGUAACGACAUGAUGACACCUAACGACACAACUGACAUGUAUUAUCUGCAAAACUCAGGCAAGAAUGGCGAAGAUAUCGGUGCGGGAUAUUUCCGCGGUGUCGAGCCGCUCGUGCAAAAUUGCGCGCAGCAAAAUGUUUACGCGAACGAUCAGCAGACGUUUUCAAACGACAUACGCGGCACCUCCGAAGUCACCUAUCAGUACUUAUAUCCACGACUCACGCAAGAGACUAAUCACACGUUGCAUGAACGUUUGGAAAACCAACAGACCGAUAACAACAUCAUGACCGGAGUGGAGUGUGGUAUCAAUCAGGCGACCAAUGCAGCGAGUAUGCAAGGAUUGUCGAAUGGAACAGUGGAGCCGUUUUGGCCGAAGUGGACCACCCAGAUCAGCAACAAUUUGGAAAACAUCCUCAACUACAACGUGUCAAAGCAAGUGGACUACACCAAGCUGGGCCAGACAUCCUGCGUGUAUUGUUACAUGGCGCCGAUCGUCUCACAGAGAUCCAGCCUGGCGAACAACACUUGCUCGCAAUCGCGGAGAUACACCGCCGAGCAGAGACAACAUUCCUUCUCAGCCUAUUGGAUGCUCUAUAAUGAUACCUCGCAGGGCAUGCGAAUGACGAACAUGUCCAAUGAUCAUCAGCCCGAACAAUCUGUGACGACGGCGACGACCACAACGACGAUGCACGCCAGUACCAUGCCUAGCAACGACGAUCUGAGAGAAACCGACAUCGAGAUUCCGAUCAACGACGUGUGGAUGAAUCAGUACGAGCCAGCAGGGAUCGCCGAAGACAUCAAUGUCCAAGCGCCGGACUCGCUUUUUUGCAACGUUACCGCUGUGCGGAUCGACGACAUUACCACGCCGGAUAUCGCCAAGACUUAAGGUACGGCCACGAGUCGUGGCUCGAAGAAGAAUGGGCAACCUUGAUGUCCGAGCCAUGGAAUGUCAACGAAGGAUGUUCCCACCGGGAAUAAUCGCGACUCUUUUGUUUCCAUACCGUGGAUAUGUAACCGCGGACUGUUAUUACACCGGCUCGGAAGUAGAGCGACCACGAAGCUCUUCCAUCUUCGAACCGCGCUUCUACACGACAUCUGAGCAAUUACUUUGCGAGACCGCCGGCGGCAUAAGCUCUUCCAUUUCCACGUCAACGACUGACACGUACAAUUAUUUCUCUGGUUUAGAAUUGGAGCGGGCGAUAUCCAAGCCAGAAAUCAAUACCAAAGAGAAAUGGAAGCAGAAUAGUCGAUAUCAUCUCGCAGAUAGACGUUCGAUUUUAUCUGCGAACAUAUACGACGUCCCUCCUCUGCCUCCAUUAUAUUCCUACUUCCUAGAGAGAUAAACGCUUCAGGACUAAAACGACCGGUGUCAUGCUACAUCUUGGAAGUAGAGAGACAAACGUAUCUUACUCCUGAACAUAAGGCGAUUAGAUUCUUAUGUUGUUAAAUAUAUUCGGAGCGUUAUUCACGCUAAAUCGUGUGUGAUACCGCGCGAUGUGAGAAUUUAUGUUUUUUUCAUAAGCAACGGAUAUCUUGAGAAUUUUUAUAAUUGAAUCACACGCGAUUCUUAUGUGCUUUUUCUUGGAUCACGCAGUGACUUCGCAGGAUAUUGUAUAUUUAAUUAUAAAUAAAAAAAUAAAGUUAAAGAGAGCAUCAGAAAA